Pseudo-nitzschia multistriata is the source of this 1621-nucleotide messenger RNA. The record is from the annotation of a GenBank genome assembly. Lineage: Eukaryota; Bacillariophyta; Bacillariophyceae; Bacillariales; Bacillariaceae.
CCAAGUACGGUACUCGUACGAACACCAACAACCACACAAGCACCCAAAGCAUCAUUCGGUGCUACUUACACCAAGUCGUAUUGCAAUCGAUUCUAUUUGAUUGCAACCUAGUGCUACUCUACAGUAUCCGAUUCCGAUUCCGAUUCCCAUUCCUAUGGACAACAAUGCCUUUAAGGACUUGGUGCGAACGCACAACACCAAAACGGACGAAGCAGCCUCUUCGAGCAGCACCAAGGCCAUAGCUCGCAGGGCCGUGGAAGAAGAGUUCCGCACCCGGAAGAAACGAAAGCGCGGUGGCGGCUAUGCGUCGUCGUCCGACGACGACGACGACGAAGCCAAGGACGGGAAGGACCACCGAAAGAAGGGGCAGAAGGGAAAGAAAAACGACGCGGACGAGGACGCCGCCGAGCGCGAGGCCGUUCGAAAGGACCUGUCGGAACGGUACCGGGACCGUGCGAAGGAACGGCGGGAGGGAGGCGGCAUCGAUUCCAGCGGCAACAACAGCAACAGCAACAGCAGCAACGCCCACCUGCUUCUCGUUCCCCACGGAAAAAAGGGACUCGAUCUCGCACUCCUGAGAAAGGAGCGAAAGAGACUCCGCAAGAAAGAGGAAGACAGCGGUGCUGCGAAUGCGAAUGCCAAUGCUCCAACCACAAAACCCCCUAGCAAUUUCGAUGGCGUUCGUAGCGGCAUCCCGUCGAUGCACGAAGCGCACCGCAUACUCCGGGAAUGUUUGGAGAGCGUCGACGGCAACGGCAACGGCAAUAGCAGCGACGAUCCCGUCUCCGGCAAGGCAUUCCCGAGCGCCCCCAUGGUGGAAUACCUAAGGGAGCUUCUGCGGUGGAAGGCCCUCGACCCCGCGGCGUGGGACGGAACAAGCACCCAAACCGCUGCCGGGGGUCUGGCCGGGCGCACGUCCUACGCCCUGGCCAUCGACGGGGACCCCAGGGACACGGAACGGGCGUGGGAGGUCCCGCGGGCGUUGGCGGCAAGGGGAGGAACCAUUGAAGSCCACAAGGGCCGCUCGUGGCUGCCGGUCGGGGAGCAAAGGGCCGUCGAGGCGGUCUUUGCCCGCCGCACCAGCGUCCGCGCGAAGCUCCUGUCGUCGCUCCCGGAACAAGGGGGGGGAGGGGUCCCGAACGAAAGCCCGGGACCGAAAAAGGCCGGGAACAAGGUCGACGACUAUUUCAACGACGAGAGCGACAGCAACGGCGAUGGCGACGACGACGACGACGACGACGACAUGUUUGGAGGCCUCGACGAUUGAUGCAUCUCUAACAACAAACGGAAUCCGUGACGCGGUUUCGCGACGAAAGCAAUCCCCAAAGAAAGAGCAGCGGUGAAGCAACUGCAAAAACAUCGCACCAAUGGAUUCGAUUCGCUCCCCGACGAACUUUUGGAAUCGCCGACACGGACAAGAGACGGGAGAUCAUCCCAGCAUCCAUCCCUGAUCGACAAGAAUUAUUGUUUUCGUUACACGGGUAAGACUAACACUAUCGACUUGUUGAGACCGCUUGCGAACCAAACCAUAAUGGAAAGAUCGGAGAGUCUCAACAAUCUAAGGGCAUUUGGAGUCUCCGGAAAACAUCGUUGGGAUAUUCAAUUAACAACACACAGAUCC